GGGCGCGCGGGGAGGCGCGGGCCGCGGCGGCGGGCUGGGGGCUCGGCGCGCCGGGGCGUCAGUCGGGCCGCGGCGACGGCGGCAGGAGCGCGUCCCGGCGCCGCCUCGGGCUCCGCUGGGCUCUAGGACUGCUCCCGGAGGAGGGGAGCGUGGCGAAGCGCAAGGCCGACGGGCCGGGCGCAUGGCUUAGGGACGCCCCCGCCCGCCGCUCCCCCAGCAUGGGGAAACUUCACUCCAAGCCGGCCGCCGUGUGCAAGCGCAGGGAAAGCCCAGAAGGUGACAGCUUCGCGGUGAGCGCUGCCUGGGCUCGGAAGGGCAUCGAGGAGUGGGUCGGAAGGCAGCGCUGUCCGGGCGGCGUCUCCGGACCCCGACAGCUGCGGUUGGCGGGCAACGUUGGUCCAGGCACCCGGGAGCUGGUGGGCGAAGCCUUCAGAGACGUGCUCAGCGAGGAGGAGGAGGAAGACUUCCGGCUGGAAGUGGCCCUGCCACCAGAGAAGUCUGACGGACUGGGCAGUGGGGAUGAGAAGAGGAUGGAGAAGGCGACUGAGUCCUGCCCAGGCUCCAAGAAGCAGCUGAAGUUUGAAGAGCUACAGUGUGACGUGUCUGUGGAGGAGGACAGCCGGCAGGAGUGGACCUUCACCCUGUACGACUUUGACAACAAUGGCAAGGUCACUCGUGAGGACAUUACCAGCUUGCUGCACACCAUCUACGAGGUGGUCGACUCCUCCGUCAACCACUCCCCGACCUCCAGCAAGACGCUGCGGGUGAAGCUUACUGUGGCCCCUGACGGCAGCCAGAGCAAGAGGAGCGUCCUUCUCAAUCAGGCUGACCUGCAGAGCACGAGGCCCCGUGCCGAGACCAAGCCCACUGAGGAGCUGCGGAGCUGGGAGAAGAAGCAGCGGGCCCCACUCAGGUUCCAGGGCGACAGCCACCUGGAGCAGUCUGGCUGCUAUCACCACUGCGUGGAUGAGAACAUUGAGAGGAGAAACCACUAUUUAGAUCUUGCCGGGAUAGAAAACUACACAUCCCAGUUUGGGCCUGGCUCCCCUUCCAUGGCCCAGAAGUCAGAACUGCCCCCCCGCACCUCCAACCCCACGCGGUCUCGCUCUCAUGAGCCAGAAGCCAUCCACGCCCCACAUCGGAAGCCCCAAGGCGCGGACCCAGGCUCCUUCCACUUCCUUGACACCCCAAUCACCAAGGUCUCAGAGCUCCAGCAACGGCUCCGAGGCACCCAGGAUGGGAGCAAGCACUUUGUGAGGUCCCCUAAGGCCCAGGGCAAGAGCAUGGGUGUGGGUCAUGUGGCCAGGGGGGCGAAAAGCAAGUCCCCUGUGGGACCCACCAUGCCCGCAGUGUCCCCAUCUGCCCACCUGGCCGCCAGCCCGGCUCUCCUGCCCCCGCUGGGCCCCCUGGGUCACAAGAAGCACAAGCACCGAAACAAGGAGAGCCAGCAGGGCUGCCGGGGCCUGCAGGCACCGCUGGCCUCGGGCGGCCCCGGCCUCGGGCGGGAGCACCUGCGGGACGUGCCCGCCGUGGUGGUGUACGAGAGCCAGGCCGGCCAGGCGGUCCAGAGACACGAGCACCACCACCACCACGAACAUCACCACCAUUACCACCACUUCUACCAGACAUAAAGCCCCUCCCAGGGCCCCUGCCCCGCCAUAUGAAGGAGCCCCUCCCCUGACGCCCCCAAGGCAUUAUUAUUCUAUUAAUUAUUGUUAUUAUGACGAUUGUUAUUAAUAAUUAUUGUUACUCCACUAAUAUUUAGCUAGCCUUCAUGUAGAAGAUAUAUGGAAACACAGAACUAAACUUUUAUUUAUAUGUUGUGGGGACUGUAUAACUUACCCAGGAACUGACUCUGGUUUGGAAGUGGCCCAGAGAUGGCAGAGGCUCCCUUAGGGCUUAGGAGCUCAUAGGAGCUCAGUGUCCCCGAGGAUUGGCCCACACCCUUUCAGAGCCGUGGGAGCCCUCAGCCCAAACUCUGCCCCCACCCCAGUCUCUUCCAGUACAACCUUACCUGGCCUGGCCUCCAGACACCCUCGAAAUCUCCGAGAAGAUAAACAGCUGCUACCUCUUAGUAUUAUUCUGGUUUUAUUUUGCCCUUAACUGAUUGUAAUGUGCUACAAGGGAUUCCAGCAGACUGCAGACACGCAACCUCCUUGCUGUUGUGUUUUUUUAUGUCCCAACCUAGAAACCUUAGCUGUCCUUUCUAGAGUUACUUUUGACACUUUUCCAGUGGAAUCGUACCCUUGCCCCAAGUCAGUCCCAUCCUUUCUGCCAUGCACAACAUAGAAAUACAAUUCCUCUUUUUUUCUUUUCUUCCUUCUCUUCUUCUUUAGAAACACACACACAUACACACACUCACUCAAGGAGUGUUUCUGAAACCAGCCUUUUCGUUUUGGAAACUGCUAGAGAGGGAACCAACCACAUAAACAAACAUGGUCUUCCAAGAUCAGGCAUGUGUGUGCUGUCAGUUGUGAUGGCAGAUGUGGAAAUCUCGUGUUUUAUUAUUGGCAAAUAUGUAUGUACCUAUGCGGUUCUCCAGCGGAGCUUUCUGUAUCUAUAGAUAGAUGCCAUCUGUCCAUUUCUAUGUAUCUUUCUAUAAAUAUACACUCUCAGGUAUCU
Messenger RNA from Nycticebus coucang (slow loris), 2622 nucleotides. RefSeq names its product NKD inhibitor of WNT signaling pathway 1 (gene NKD1). The transcript is spliced from 10 exons. The coding region runs from base 219 to 1631 and encodes 470 amino acids. Gene Ontology annotation, molecular function: calcium ion binding. NCBI's taxonomy places the organism in Eukaryota, Metazoa, Chordata, Mammalia, Primates, Lorisidae. Gene Ontology annotation, cellular component: cytoplasm. Gene Ontology annotation, biological process: negative regulation of Wnt signaling pathway. The record is from RefSeq and is a predicted model, not a curated record.